AGAAUUAGGUUAAACUUUUUAGAUGUAACUAAACUUUGUAUAAUCAUGGACUUGUGGGUUGAAAAGCUAAGGAAAUGUAAUUUUCCGCAUGGUAUUAUUGAUCAAAUUAAGAAACAAGAUAGCAGUGUUUCUGGAUUUCUUAAAUCCAUUAUAAACUGGAUAAAUAGCAUGUCAGCACACGAUUGCCAAUUAGUUGUUCGAAAUGAUGCUUGGAAAGAGGGCAUUCACCAACUUCUUUCACACACAGGUAUGGUGGAAGAUGGAAUUAAAUCUCAAAAAUCCGAUUUUAAAGAUUGGAAACAAAUAUUGCUUCGAUGGUUAAAUCUUGAACUGGAGCAACUUAAUGCAGAACAAAGUUGUGAAACAAACAAACACUUUUCUGCUCAUUCAGCAGUCAAGAACUUGCAUCAAACAACUAUAGAGUUCUGUUUUCAACAGUUUAAACAAAAACCUUCAGAUUUUAUUAAAACAAAAUGCUACGAAAAUCUUCUACAUUUAUCGAAACAUUCAUCUAUCCUUCAUCUACAUGGGUGUCGUGGGUCAGGAAAGUCUUACUUCAUGUCUGCUUUACUUCAUGAUUUAUCUUUUCGUAUGAAGAGAUCUCAUCGAAAGUUCAUUGUGUUUGAAUUUGGUGAUGUCGAUGUCACUAAGCAGUGCAGUUUAUUACUUGAUAAACUACGGGAAGUAUGUAGCGUUUUAGAUACUUCUCUUGUUCGUGAUGAUCUCAAAAAAGGAAAGUUUUACAGCUUAUUUGGGCUUUUGACUCAUGUUCGUGUCAAAACAGUGUUUGCCUUACAUGACACAGAAGGUACCAGGGAGUUUAUAGAGCAACUAAACCAGUUUAACCGAGAGAAACAUCAAUCCAUGAUUCAAGCUGUGUUUAUUUCCUUGGCUUGUCAAUGUAACGCAAUUUUUGGUGUUGAAAAAGAUGAUCAUUUUUCAUGCUUUUUAAUUCAAGCUUUUACCCCUACUGAAGCGUGCAACUACCUGGCUAGUUCUAAAGGGGUUUUUCCAAUGAACCGUUUUGCAUUGGAAAUCAAUGGAUGUGCAUGUAGUAAUCAACCAUUCAAUAGGGUUGAUUCUCUGAAGUUGGCACAAUACAUGGCUUGCAACCCAGUGUGUUUAAAAGCAGCCAAACUUUACUGCAAAAGAUUCAUUGUGGGCUAUGCUGAUUACUUGAAAACAAUGAAGGAGCCUGCCACAAUGAAAACUAUUCAUAAAGAAGAAGAAGCAUUACUUUAUGAAAUUGACCCAAAUGUUGCAGCAUCUUAUCAUGCACUUCAUUACCAUAAACACAAUGAAUAUGGAAAAUACUUGGCAAUACUUUCAUAUUUGCACAAUGAGGAUAUACCAGUGUUUUACAUCAGCAGAAUAUCUCAAUACUUCCGAACAAAUAAUAAUGAGCUUUCACUUACUGAGAAAGAAUCAUUGAAUCAGCAUGAAGCAUCAGUGAUUGUUAAAGAUUUAUUGCAACUUGUGGGAGAUCAUGAGGCAUUUGUACUAUCAAAGUAUGGAUGCAUAUGUCUUCCUUCAUAUAUUAUAGAUUCUUGCAGAGCCGAUGCCAAAUCUGAUGAUUGUAAAAAGAAUCUUCAAUGUGCAAUUGAAAUCAUGAUUGGAAUGAUCAGCAAGGACAACCGGGAAAAAAGUGAUGACAUGAAGCUCUUUCAGUUGCGUCCACACAUUGAAAGCUUGUUGGAAUUUGCUGGGAAAUAUUUUUCGUUGAACUUUGAAUUAAAACAACAAGAUGAAGUUGAUUUUAUGAUAAUGAUGGCUUGUUGUCGCUUGUAUAAUAUUCUUGGACAAGCUUUGAUUCAGAACAGAAUAACAUCAAAAUGGAGAGAAGCCUUGGAUAUUCUUUUUACUGCUGCCACAUACACAUGGAAUGUGGCAUGCUCGUACUCUUGCUCAGCUGGUUGUGGUCUUUUUAAGAUGUCUGUACCAGAAUCUUUGGAAUAUGUGAUAGGCAAAAAUCCAAACAAAGAUGCAAAAAAAAUUGCAAAACAAUGUGCAGAAGCGGGUUUACAAAUGAAUGAAAAGUUCAUUGAUAAAUUUAUUGUUUCUACAUUGUUGCUGGAUAAACAGAAAUUAGAUGAAUUGGAAGAACAUGCAGCAGAAAUACAUGGAAAGGAAAAAGCUCGUUAUAUUCUAAAAGAUGUUCGUACGGCUGUGGAAAAUCACUGCUUAUUAACUCAUGACCACCUUCAAAGUUUAAGGAAAUCAGGAUGCUUCUUGUCUUCAAAAUGUUACAGACAAUCUUUUCUUUCUGAGCAGAUCUGUAGUAUAUUCCAUACAUAUGGACGAGAAGUGCUUUACUGUCAUGAGGUUAUGGAUCAGGAGAGCAUUGCAAAGUGUGAAUACUACUCACAGUUUAGUCAGUGCAUUGCGAAAGCUAUCAGUUCUAUUAUCACCAAGUCUUCCACUAAAGUACGCUGUGGAAUCCUUGAAGAAUAUACUACGGUGGCAAACUGUCAGGUUCCAAGGCUACUGCAUAACAAAAUGGGGGAAAGCAGUAAACAAAGUAUUGAUCGACUAGAGCUUGCUUGUGCAAAAAUUGACAGCCUUUAUGAAGUAGAUGCACUACUGCAUCAACAUGGAUUGUAUAGAAAAAUAGUUGGAACAGAUUAUACAAAACUUAAUGCAAUGAAACAAACAGUCAAAGCAAACACAAAACUACUCAAGUUCCCCCAAACGGAUAGAAACAGCACCAAGUUACAACAAUGCAUGGAUAUGCUUGCUUUGGCAUUAAAAAAUAUUAACUUAGACAUGGCUCCCCAUUGUGUGAUACAGGCAGCAAAGUUUUUGGCAGCAUAUGGUAAUUAUAAAGACUCGUUUGAUACAUUUAUGAAAGGAUUUGACACAACCAAAGAUGGAAAAACUUAUGGACUAUACCAUUGCAUUCAGUACAAACCAAAUACAUUUGCUUGGGCAAUUACCAACUAUGCAAGAGCUGUUGCAAGCUGUUAUGAAACAACCGGAGUGUGCCAUGUGGAACAUAAAGAACAUGCAAUCAAACAUUGUAGAAAAACUUUGUGCCUACCGGGAAUUGUAGAUACUUGGAAGCCAACACUACAACAACAUAUUGACACACUCAGUUGUAUUUCCAACCAUUGA
Molecule: messenger RNA, 3111 nt
Organism: Ciona intestinalis (vase tunicate)
Lineage: Eukaryota; Metazoa; Chordata; Ascidiacea; Phlebobranchia; Cionidae
Source: RefSeq, a predicted model, not a curated record